UGUAAACUGUUGUCUCAAGCAACUCCAAGUGUGACAAGGAAGCAGGAGAUGCUAUAUAAGUACAACAUACAGUUAUUAUAAAGACAGAUGAUGUCCUUCAGUUCUGUCUCUCUUUCAGCUUCAUGUUACAUUUAAUAUAUAUAUAUUUCAAGUGAUUGUUUCUGUUGUAUUUAAAAAAGCAAUGGAAAUGUACGUGGACAUGAUGAAGAUAUGGAGAAAUAAAUCAUCACAUAUGUUUGACAUGCAGACAGUCAGUUUGAAGUUCAUUAUUGUUAUUAUUUGGCUUAUUACAGGUGAUGAGUGUAGGGCAAUAACUGUUCAGACUGGUGGAUCUGUUAUUAUUCCAUGUCAUUAUGAAAGUAAAUACAACCAACACAAGAAAUACUGCUGCUAUCAUUCAUCGGGAUUAUACCAUUCCUGCUCUAUUCUGGCAUAUGCAAAUGAAACCAAAGGAGACGUGUCGGUAAUUGAUAAUCCUGAUCAGAGUUUAUUUACUGUCACUAUGAGAAACCUGCAGGAUCAAAACACUGGAGCUUACUGGUGUGCUGUGGAAAUUAAAGGAGGCUUGGAUGUGGUAGAGAAGUUGAAUCUUACAAUUCAAUCAGUUCCUGAUGUCUCUGUGAUGCCCAGCAAUGUAAGUGUAGAUGAAGGUGGUAAUAUCAGGGUUCAGUGUCUCUACACUUCAACAUAUAAGAAUAAAACCAAACAGUGGUGUAGAUAUAAAGACAAGAGAUGUUACACAGUGGGAAGAUCUGGCACAUCCGAGUAUUCAGUUGAGAUCAGUGAUGAUGGGAGAGGAUCUUUGACUGUGGUGAUGUUUGGACUGAUGAAGAGUGAAUCUGGCUGGUAUUACUGUUCUCUAGGAGAUCUACAGGCUCCUGUUCAACUCAUAUUCACUGUUGCUAAAGUCUCUGUAGAAGGUGCACAGGUUACUGUUAUAUACAGUGUUGCAGGAACCACAACAGGAGUGACCACAGACAGCAGCUCAAGAAAGUUUGAUGAUCUGAAGAUAUGGCUUCUACCCAUUGUUCUGCUUCUGCUGCUGAUUCUGGUUACUGUGACAUCUGUAAUACUGAGAAACAAACACAGGGAAAAUAACAAUCACAUCUCAAAUGUGAAAAGAGACAAAGCCAGUGAUAAAGAUGACUUGGUUAAUUCAACCUCAGUGAAUCCUGAAUGUGAUGUGACGUACAGUUCUGUCAUUAAACUUGCCAAGACUGAAGCAUGUGGACCUGCAGAUGUAGAGGAAAAUGUGAUCUACAGCUCUGUACGUGGAUAG
This is a messenger RNA of Paramisgurnus dabryanus, 1279 nucleotides long. Its product is annotated as polymeric immunoglobulin receptor-like. The record is from RefSeq and is a predicted model, not a curated record. NCBI's taxonomy places the organism in Eukaryota, Metazoa, Chordata, Actinopteri, Cypriniformes, Cobitidae. Gene Ontology annotation, molecular function: transmembrane signaling receptor activity. Gene Ontology annotation, cellular component: plasma membrane.